GGCUAUGCUGGACACUCCUCCCGAGCUACCCCCGCAGCAGCAACAGCAACAGCAACAGCGGGCGGCUACGGGCACGGGUACGGCUGCGGGUACGGGCACGGGUACGGCUGCGGGUACGGGCACGGGGGCAGGUGCAGGUGCAGCGGAAGGAGCCCCAGCUGCUGCCGCUGGUGGUGGCACUGCCGCUGGAAACACUCCCGCCGCCGCCGCCGCCGCCGCCGCGACUACCGCUGCCCCGACGACUGCUGGCAGUGGCCGUGCAAGAGGAGCAGCUCCUGGGGCCCCUGCUGCUGCUGCUGCUGCUGCAGUGGGGGGAGCAGCCGCCGUCGCUCCUUCUCCAAGUCUCCUGAGCGCAGCGGUGCUGACCAGCCAGGUGGCUGCGGUGGCGGCUCAGUUGAAGGCGGUGAGGGCUCAGGGGCGACCCAGCGGGGUAGCGGGUGCUGGUGGGGCUGGUGGCGCUGGUGGCGGUGGUGGCGGCAAGGGUGGUAAUGGUGUUGGCGGCAGCGGUGGGGAGGAGGAGGAGACCUUUCAGUCUGCUGACUCGUCGCCCUCACGAGAUGAUGGCUCGCCGCAGAACCCCCCGGAACCUGCUGCCGCUGCUGCCGCUGCCGCUAGUGGUGCCACUGCCAAGGCGAGUGAUGGUCCCGGUGCAGCAGUUGGGGCCGGUGGUGGCCAGGCUGGGGGCGCGGGCGGGCAGGAAGGCAGCAGGGCUGCUGCUGCCGCUGCGGGACCGUCAGCCGGUGGCGGCGCGGAGGAGGGAGCGGGUCGGGAGGAAGAGGAUAGCAGUGGGGAGGGUGAAGAGGAGGAGGAGGAGGAGGAGGAGGAGGAUGGUGGCAGCGGAGAGGGCGGCGGCAAGGGGCCGGGGAAGCAGGACGGGACAUCCAAGCGGAGUGAGUCCGCUAAAAGCGAGGAAGACGAGGACGGUGAUGGCGAUGUGGUGGAGGUUGAGGAGAGUGAUGACGAGGAGGAGGUAGCGGAGGAGGAGGUAGCGGAGGAGGCGCAGCAGCAGCAGAUGGAGCAGGGGGUCGGGCAGUCGGGUGGUAAGCAGGCAGCCGCUGCCACUGGGCCGUCACCCCCUCGGAGACGUUUGCGCUCUUACUUGGCAGCGGCUGUAGCAGCAGCAGCAGCAGCGCCUGCGGUCCCCAUGCAAGCAGCAGCCACAGCAGGGGGCGGUGCAGGGGUGUCAGGUGCCGGGGUUACAUCAGCAGCAGCAGCCGCACCAGCAGCAGCAGGAGAAGGACCUGGAUCCGGGCCGGGCGGUAGCAUCCCUGACGCUGCUGCCGCCGGAGGUGGGGGGGACGACAGCCAAGACAGCGAUGACGUCCUCAUCACCGGAACCAAACUCGCGCAGGGAGGAGGAUGGGGAGGGGGAGGAGCAGGAGGAGCAUGGGGGCCCGAGCGCGCAGCAGCAGCAGCACCUGCUGCCGCCGCAGCGGGACCCGCUGCAGCGGGGCGGGGACAGCGGGGCCGCGGACGCGGCAGGGGCGGUAAGGCGGCCCGAGCCGACCGCGAUGCUUUGGCUGCCGACGGGGACGAUGCAGGCGAUACCGACUAUCAGCCGCCGUACAAGGUUGCCGUUGCCACGGGAGCAGCUGGCGGCGGCGGGGGUCGUGGAGGCGGCAGGCGGGGUCGCGGUCGGCCCCCCAAGGGCACCGGAGGGGGCAGGGCCGGCCGUGGUGGCGGUGGCGGUGGGGGCAGCACCGUCAGCGGCGGCAGCAUGAAUGAUGAGCAAGCAGCUGCGGCGCUGAUGAUGCUGACGGGAGGGAGCGGACCCGUGCAUGGGUCCGAAUUGGAGCUGCCCCCCUUUGUGGUGCUCGCGGAGUUGCAGCAGAAGCAGCAGCAGCUACAGCAGCUGUUGCAGCAGCAGCAACAGCCGCAUGGGGGGGUGCCUUUCCUACAAGCCCUCAAUGCUCCCAUGCAGGACCCAGCUCAGCAGGCCCUGCAGCAGCAGCUGCUACAGCAACUGCAAGCGCACCUGCAGCAGCAGCACCUGGCAGCAGCAGCUGCUGCGGGAUUGCAGCCCGCAUCUCAACACGUCUCUCCUCCGCCGCCGCAGCGGCAGCCUCCGCAACCCCUAGCUGCAGCUCACGCGACAACGAGCACCGCCACUGCUGCGGCACCUCCACCUCCACCACCACCACCAGCAGUUGCCGCAGGGGCCCCGCUUCCAUCCGUAUCACCACCGCAGCAGCAGCCGCAGCAGGCUCCGCAGCCCGUGCCUGCUGCCAUGCCUGUAGCACCGCCGCCGCCACCCCCUCCUCCGCAACCCUCUCACCCUGCGCCCACCCCCGCCCUGGCCCCGGGAGCUGCUGCUCCCGCUGCUGCUCUCGCUGUUGUGGGCGGGUCACCUGCAGCCGCCGCCACGGUCCCUUCGCCUCCUCCUCCUCCUCAGCCGCCCACUGCUGCUGCCCCUCCUCCUCCUCAGCUGCCCACUGCUGCUCCUCUCCCUCCCCCUCCUGCUCCUGCUCUAUCGCCACCUGCUCCUCCUCCUCCGCCACUACCUGCUCCUCCUCCUCAGCCGCAGCAGCCGAAGCAGCAGCCGCAGGACGGGGGGCUGCUGAGCCUGGGUGAGGCGACUCGGCUGAGUUUCGAGGUGCUGGCCCACGUGGCGUCCUACGUGGACCCGGCAGUGCUGGCGGCGUGGAUGGAGACGGCGCAGGAGGCGCUUGAGCGGUACACCAGUGACCCGGCUGUCCCCGCCAUCCUGACUCCCUGCUUGUGCGGCCUGCUGAAAUCCAAGACCGUCCCUCAAAGCAUGCUGGGGGCCGCAACCAACAUGCUGCGAGGGGCCAUGGGGCUCAAGCCUCCACCGCCAGCAGCAGGAGCUGCGGGGGCUGUGCCGCCUGCGUAGCAGCAGCAGCGGCUGCCGCCCCCGCUGGCGCUGCUCCUGCUGCUGGUGGAGGCCCGGCGGCUUUGCCGGGAUGGGGCGAAACGGCUGGGCUAGCGGUGCAGUGGUAUGGUGAAUUGGGGCUGUGGUUCAGUGUUGGGGCAGUGGUGCAUGGGGGGAGGGCGCUCCACGUGCGUGGGCUUGGAAGGGAUUCAUGCUGCACACCCCGAGGCCUGACGUGCGUGUGAGGACAAGACAAUUGCGUCUGUGCUGACGCGAGCCGCGAGCCAGAUGGAAAGGAGUAGGAGGUUUUCUACGUCUGCAUGUUCUCCGAUGCCUUUUGUCGCUGCUCCUUGGGCGUAGGGGGGGUCGUCUGGGUGUGCUGUGUGAAGUGGAAGGAGGGGGCGUUUGUGGUGGUGCGUCGCGGCAACUUCUAUCGUAUACUGGAUGCAACUGAGUUGCUCUUUUACUGCUCUACUGGUGUUGCUUGGGCUGUGCCUUUCGACAAUUGGCUGCAGGACGCUCGUAUUGGUUCUUGUUAUCUCACGGCUCACGGUUUCCCUGCUGAGAGUUACGGACGGCAGCUGAUGCCCGGGUCGCAGUGAUCUGCGGUGUAACAAUGCCAUCGGGCUUGGCAGGGCGUCCCUGUUUGGCAAAGAAGACGGGAGAACAAAGCGGCAGGCCUGCAUGGCUGCUGCUGAUGACGUUAAGCAGCUUGAAGCAGAGGUGCCGAAACGUAAACAUGCUGAGGGAGU
Molecule: messenger RNA, 3582 nt
Organism: Astrephomene gubernaculifera
Lineage: Eukaryota; Viridiplantae; Chlorophyta; Chlorophyceae; Chlamydomonadales; Astrephomenaceae
Source: the annotation of a GenBank genome assembly